Molecule: messenger RNA, 1718 nt
Organism: Drosophila pseudoobscura
Lineage: Eukaryota; Metazoa; Arthropoda; Insecta; Diptera; Drosophilidae
Product: luciferin 4-monooxygenase-like
Exons: 3
Coding region: 29-1681 (550 amino acids)
Biological process (GO): fatty-acyl-CoA biosynthetic process; long-chain fatty acid metabolic process
Molecular function (GO): long-chain fatty acid-CoA ligase activity
Source: RefSeq, a predicted model, not a curated record
AGCAGUUUUGGAACUAUACCAAUAACUGAUGGAUCGCAGCAUGCCGUACGGCCCGGAAAUCACCUACGAUGAUACGCUCAAGGUGUGGAGUGGGGGCGAAAGAGCGAACUAUUUCGCUCCGCACCUUUCCAUUGGGGAGAUCAUCUUCCGAGAGAUGGAAAGGCAUCCAAAGCUCAUUGCACAGAUCUCAGCCACUGAGAAGACGGUGAUGACUCGGGAGGAGGUGCGUUUCAAUGCGAUGCGUGUGGCCACCUAUAUGCGAGGACUUGGCCUAAAGCAAUGUGAUAUUGUGGGCCUUAUAGCCAGGAACACGACGCACCUGGUGGCUGUGGCCUACGCCUGCUUUUUCAAUGGAAUGCCCUUCCACUCCCUGAACAUCUCCUACGAGCAGGACACCAUUGAGAAGCUGCUUAGCAUUACCAGACCCCGUCUGAUAUUCUGCGACGGGGAUGAGUACGAGAGAGUUCUGGCAGCCACCGAGCACAUCAAGCUGGACAUCUCAAUCAUAACCAUGCGAAACCACCCUUCGGGGUCCCUGCGGAUUCAGGAUAUCCUGACCACACCCAUUGAGGAUAACUUCCGGCCAGCAUGUCUGGAGCAGGGCCCCGAUCAGACCUUGGCCAUUCUCUGCUCCUCGGGGACCACGGGCGUUCCAAAGGCAGUCACGAUUACAAACAGUCAACAGGUUCUUUUGACCUUUUUUCGUCUAACCUCCAAUGAUGUGCAAUAUACACACAGCACCCUAGAUUGGAUAUCGGGUCUUAUAAUCAUCAUUAGCGCCGGGGUAUUCAGCACAACCAGCAUUAUUGCCGACAAUGUCUUCGAUCCUGCUCUCCUGUGUCGUAUGAUCAAAGAAUACAAGAUAACAUUCAUCUUUCAAUGUCCUUCACACAUGGCCAUGCUGGCCAACUGUCCGGAAUUCGAAACAUCUGAUCUAUCAAGCAUUCGGUUCUACAUUUAUGGUGGAUCCAACUGCUCCUUGAAGGUUCAGAAUCGAAUACGUAGUCGUCUUAGCCACGACUGCCUGCACUUCGCAUACGCUGUAACAGAGCUGAACAGCGUGGGCUGUACUAAUCUUCACUUUGACGAAAAACCCAACUCCGUGGGUCGCCCGAUAAAAGGAAUCAGUCUAAAGAUAAUCGAUGAACAGGGCGAGGCCCUGGGACCAAACGAAACGGGUCAAGUCUGCUUUCUCAAUGGUCAGAAUUGGUCGGGUUAUUACGGGAACCCAGAAGAGACUCUCAUAAUUCGGGACUCAGAGAAGUGGCUGCAUACUGGAGAUCUGGGCUAUAUGGACGAAGAUGGCUUCCUAUACAUAAUUGCUCGGCAAAAGGACAUGCUAAAGUACCACAACAUCAUGUAUUAUCCCAACGAGAUAGAGACAGUCAUCUCCCAGAUGCAGAAUGUAGCCGAGGUCUGUGUCUUCGGGGUUUGGGAUGCAGUCAAUGGGGAUGAGGCCGCAGCUUCUGUGGUGAAGCGGCACGGAACCAAUCUGGUCGCCCAGGACGUUUUGGACUUUGUAAAGGAACAUAUUGAUGCCCAGUAUAAACAAUUAAAUGCUGGAGUCAUCAUUGUAGAUGAUCUGAAGCGCAGUGCCAAUGGAAAAACUAAUCGACGUGCGACCAAAGCUCACUUCCUGGAAAUCACCAAUAGGAGGGCGUUCGGAGGACAAUCGAUAUAGAGAUCAGGAUUGUAUUUUUACCACUACAAAGUGGUUU